Molecule: messenger RNA, 2972 nt
Organism: Branchiostoma belcheri (Belcher's lancelet)
Lineage: Eukaryota; Metazoa; Chordata; Leptocardii; Amphioxiformes; Branchiostomatidae
Product: mucin-like protein
Exons: 16
Coding region: 72-2972 (966 amino acids)
Molecular function (GO): calcium ion binding
Source: RefSeq, a predicted model, not a curated record
CAUGGGGUGACCCUCACAUCGCCACGCUGGACGGGAAGGGGUACACCUUUAACGGUAAAGGCGAGUACAUCAUGGCAGAUGUGGACAACGGACAGUAUCAACUGCAAGCCAGGACCGAGUUUCCAGAAGGCACCACUACAGCGACAGCCUUUUCUGCCAUGGUCAUUCGAAAGAGUGGAGGCGUCCCGAUUCAAGUGAACAUAGAUUCCAAUUCGGCAUCAGGCAUGAAGCUGUAUAUCGAUGGUACACUGCAAGACAUGACCGUAUACGGAAACGUCAGCUCAACCAUUAUCCAAGAGGACAACGUGUUGGUUUCAAGGCCAAGCGCUAGCGAAUUCAAAGUCUACUACAGCACAGGGGUGUCAGCGACUGCACAAGUAGAACAGGGCAUGAUGUCGAUCGUCUUCUCGGCUCCCGAGUCCUUCAAGGGGAAGACGAAAGGCCUGCUGGGAGUCUGGGACGGAGAUCAAACCAACGACUUCACGAUGUAUGACGGGACGGUUCUGUCAACUAACUCCACCGAGAGACAGAUUUUCGACUUCGGACGUUCUUGGCAAGUGACGGCCACUGCCGGUGACAAGGUCUCCCUGUUCCACUACGAGGGCGGCCAGGGGGUAGACACGUUCCAGGACGACACCUUUGAGCCCACCUUCGGAGACGAGAUGGACUCCUCCGCCGACCCGGCGCUGCUGCAGCAGGCGCGGGACAAGUGCGGGGAGAACCAGGCGUGUCUGUACGACGUCCUGCAGACGGGAGACGUGGCAGUCGGGGAGGCCUCUCUGCACCAGUCCAGUACCAUCCAGGACGGCUCGCAGAAGACAAGUAACUACCCUCCCAGCGUGACGGGCCCUACCGUGCUGUACGCCGUGUACCAGCAGACGUUAGAGUUCUCCCUGACGGCCCAGGACAGGAACGGAGACUCCGUCAGCUUCUCCGUAUCAGAACCGUCCGACCUGCCGGCGUCCGUUCUGACUGCCAGUGGAAAUACGGCCUCCUUCAGCUGGCAGGUGGACCGGGCGGAGCCGUUCGACCUGCGGGUUCUGGUGACGGACGCGGGCGGCGCGAGCGCCCUCUACUGGCCGACGGUGUACCUCUGCAACUGUGAGAACGGCGGCGGCUGUGCCUCCAGCGGAGGGACGCACAGUUCCUCCAAUAACACCAGGUUUGUGAUGCAAGAGUGCACAUGCGCGGCCGGCUACACCGGAUCGAACUGCGAGUCUGACAUUGACGCAUGCGCAGCUAACUACGAGCCGUGUUACGCGGGAGUCCGGUGUAACGACCUUCCCGCCCCGGCCAACAUCAGCGGCUACGAGUGCGACUCCUGUCCCAGCGGGUACACGGGCAGCGGGGAGAGAUGUACAGACGUGGACGAGUGCGCAUCGGGAGCAUCCUGUGCGCAGCUGUGCGUGAACUUCCCCGGCUCCUACCAGUGCUCGUGUGACGCCGGGUAUGAGCUGGGAGAGGACGGAAGCUCCUGCAAUGACGUUGACGAGUGCACCCCAGCUAACGACUGUGACCAGGUGUGCAACAACAACGCGGGCUCGUACAGCUGUGCCUGCAACUCCGGGUUCCAACUGGAUGGUGACCGCAAGUCCUGCACACCCACCCACCCAUGUCCUGUGGGAGACACGGGGGGAUGUGACCUCGUCAGGGGCUGGUGUCUGGACAACAGAGGCGGCAUGCGUCCCAGGGAGUGCGCCUGCAAGGCCGGGUAUGUCCUUGCUGACGACAUGGUGAGCUGCAACGAUAAGAACGAGUGUCAGACGGGGGAGAACAACUGCAACCAAAACUGUGUGAACACCGACGGGAGCUACAACUGUACUUGUGAGACAGGAUACCAACUGGUGGACGAGCAUACCUGUCAAGACAUUGACGAGUGCAAUGCCGGGACGUACAACUGCACCGGGAACACGGUGUGUAAGAACAAGCCAGGGAACUACAGCUGCGAGUGUGCUGCCGGACUGGUCUUGACGGGUGGCAAAUGCGUCGACCUUCCUGACGACGAGAAGCCAGUGUCUGCCCCCACACGACCCGCCUCUGACCAGGACCUCUCCAACGCUGUCACCUUUAACUGCGGGAUUACACUGGAACAGUACACUGUCUCCGUGGAUGACGCCUUCUCGGUUCAGCUCGCUGCCAUGGUAACGGAGCACUGCGCCGUCAAUGCUGCCGAGUGCGGGGUGGUGACUUCGGAUGGCGCACGGAGACGGAGGAGCACGUCCGUGACCUUCACCGUCCUCCAAGUCCAGCGACCUUCAGGCUACCCGUCAGCGAACAACGACAGCACCACCGCGCUUGCGUACUACGUCCUGCUGCCCUCCGGCAACACUUCUAUCCCUGGGAGCGAGCUUCUGACCAUCCUCCAGUCCAACGUGUCUGCCCUGGAGGCGGUGCUGGGAGGGGACAUCUCAGGCAUAGCGUUACUGGUUCCAGUGGAGGAGGAACCUGUGGCUGCUUCGGGAAUGAACGUUGCUGUGAUUGUGGUGGCCGUGGUCGUUCCUCUAGUGCUGCUGGCAGUCGUUGUCGCCGUCGGGGUGCACGUGUACAAGAAAUCAAAAAGGAAGAAAGUGGGCAUUUCCUCUGAGGACCUGCGGAUGGAUCCCGUGAAGAAGGAACGCGUGUCUACCCGGGCGUGGGGCCCUCUGCAGAAGGGACAAGCUGCCGCCAAUCCUAACGCUCCUCCUCCAACGUGGUCAACACAAGCUGCAGCAGGAGGGACGACGUCGUCUCAGCCCGUUCGGGUGCCUCUGCCGCCGGUCCGCGCGCCGACUUUCGUUCGGGAGCCGAGCACGCUGAGUCGAGAAGAGUCGGGCGCGGUUGCCAACCCCGCCUACCAGUCCACGGAGGACCUGAAGAGCGAAAAGGAACCGAAAGCCAGCGUACUUCAGUUGCUGCCAGUGGCAUCCUCCCUUCCUGCGGCUCCGGCGGACAGCGAGCUUUAUCCCAAGCCGCCGGGGACACCUGACUGCUGA